CGACCGGAUGAACACGAGAGGCUGAGCUUGUGCUUAUGGCUGAGUUUUCGCAGUAUCUUGGCGAAGGUUUCAAGCUAAGAAACAGGACUUUCAUCGUGCGGCACGGCCUGGCGGAGUCGAACGUGAAACAGGUGCUAGUGACUAAACCUGAACAAGGAACUACGUUAUGGGGACUUGUAGAGGAAGGACGAAAGCAGGCUAAGGCUGCUGGUGAAAAGCUGAAAGAACUGAUUGGCUCAGUUUCCAGUGAAGACAUAGUCAUCGUGAGCUCAGACUUCACCAGGACACGAGAGACGGCCGAAAUAAUCCACAGCACCCUUCAGCCCAAGGUGCCGCUUCGACUGAACGAAGGUCUUCGUGAGCGAGACAUGGGUGACAUGGACCUAUUGCAUGUCAGCGAAAGUAUGACUCCAAACCUCUUCGAUCUGUGGAAAAACGACGAAGAAGAUGUGAUGACUGCCGAGCACAACGCAGAGAGUGUGGCUACCAUUGCUGCAAGGAUGAGCGCCGUUGUGAAAUCAGUGAACCAAGAGUUUGCCGGGAAAGUGGUGAUACUUGUUUCGCACCAGGACCCGCUGCAUAUACUGCACGCUCUCUUCGUGGGCUUGCCGCUGGCCCAGCACAAGAAACAGGAGCCGCCAAUAGGGAACUGUGAUAUCCGAGAGCUCAUUACGCAGUAGUAGUGGGCAUUGUCAUUAUUGUUGAUAAACACGUAUAUACGCAUGCGCAGUAAACGAACCACGUACGACGAGCGGACAUUCCGCCAGCGACGUUCUGCCAGUUUAUUGGAGUUCGUGGUUCUGCUGCUGUUGUUGUGUCUCUACAGAAUUACCUCUGCAAAACCUGCAAAAUGUCUUCCGGACAGAAUCUUUACGAUCCCCAUGUCCCGCCGCCGACUCAAAUGGGCACCUACCCUCCUCCUCCGCCGCCCGGCGAGCCCGCACCGCAGUAUCAGCCAGCGCCCCCGACUUUCCAUCAGCCGGCGCCGGGCUACUACCAGCCCAUGGCGCCACAACAUACGACGUCCAACAACACUACUGUCGCUGUUGUGAACACCGCACCUACGGUCUGUGCCGUAAUCCCCCAGUACCCACCUCCCACCUACGUGGUACUGAACAUCCUCACCCUACUCUUCUGCUGCUUUCUCUUUGGCCUCAUUGGAGUCUUCUACAGCAUACAGGUGGAGUCUGAAUGGUCACGUGGCAACCACGCUGGAGCCGUAAGCGCCUCUCGCACGGCCAGGAACUGGGGCAUUGCUGGCAUUCUGACCGGCUCGUUCUCUAUUGUCGGGUUCAUCAUCUUUUCUAUCAUCAUCAGUGCCGUCAAUUCAGCUUCUAGCUCCUCAUAUGACGACUAAUGAUGUCGGAGAUCUGCUUCAGCAAACUUCUGCUGUGAUCUUUAAAAACUUUGAUGUUCAUUCAAUACAUGUAUGUAGUAGUCGAAACUAGUGCAAUAAAAAAUAUAUUGCAUGCCGGUGUGUUGUUUAACCCUUGUAUGUAUGUACCAUUUGAACCUAUAAAUCCCCUGCUUGUAGUGUCUUGUAUUCAGUGCAAAUAUUAAUCAACAUUUCCUUUUUAAA
This is a messenger RNA of Geodia barretti, 1579 nucleotides long. Lineage: Eukaryota; Metazoa; Porifera; Demospongiae; Tetractinellida; Geodiidae. The record is from the annotation of a GenBank genome assembly.